Molecule: messenger RNA, 3675 nt
Organism: Anopheles maculipalpis
Lineage: Eukaryota; Metazoa; Arthropoda; Insecta; Diptera; Culicidae
Gene: armi
Product: probable RNA helicase armi
Exons: 3
Coding region: 1-3675 (1224 amino acids)
Molecular function (GO): helicase activity
Source: RefSeq, a predicted model, not a curated record
AUGUUUCGUCUUACGGCGUGGGUUAUACGUAAAGCGUUAGAAAAGUCACCAACAAAUCAAAAGCUAUCGCUAGAAGAAAAAAUACGCCUGUACGAGGAAAAGCUGCAAGAGGAGGAAGAAAAUGAUACUAAUAAGAAGCAGGAGCAGAUUGCCAAGCAAACUGUUGAACCGACGGAUUGUUUCCAAACGACCGGAACAAUUACGGAGGUGAGGGCAGACUACGUCAUCAUCGAUGGCAUCUAUUUCGUGCCGAAAACUUUGCUGAAAAACACCGAUGCGGGUGCACAUGUGGAGGAAAACACAAAACUUCAGUUCCUGGCCAAUCGUAAAACGGACCCACUGUCGGGAGAAACGUCGACGAAGGUGGUGAAAAUAAUAUCCAUACUAGGCAACCAAUGGAGCAGCGGUGCUGGUGACAUAGCAGCAGCAGAAGAGGAAGACUGGAAUCAACCAUUGGAUUCAAGCAGCACGAACGCGACCACAUACUACAAGACCAAUAGGCGCCGUGAACCGGGCACCGUGAUCGGCAGUGAGAACGACAUUCUGAUAGUGGAAACUGACGCCGGAGAUCCGAUUAGUGUUAACAUUGACAAAACCCGCAUGUCGUUCGUCCCCGCAAUGGGAGACUAUGUUACGCUGGAUUGUGUCGUACAGAUAGACGGCACGUUUGUGGACUUAAAGGGCGAAGUGUUGGAAGUGGUGGGCAUAGAACCGGCCCGCAUCAUUGCCGACAUCGGUACAAUCGCUUCGAGUGAGCCGGAGGGUGGCGAGAUUCGUACCACUACCACUAACAGUACGGUUAUCUAUCAGAGGACCAUACUGACCGACUAUCGACCGAAAACGGGUGACCGGGUGGAGUUUAAAGCCGUCGAAAACGUGCACGUACGAAUGCGUUGCAUCAGCAUCAAGCUGCUCGCCUCAGCGAUCAUAAAAACGUUGGAAAAUGAACAUACUCAGCGACCAUUCGAAACCGAUCGACCGAAUCGACCGAGUACCUUGUGGCAGGAUAAGCACGGUAUAUGUAUUACCGGUGAUUUCGAUGUCACGCUCAAGCAUGGUGAAGAUCGGACGAUCCAGAACGUGAAGAUAAAGAACGAAUCGGACAAGCCGCACAAGAUAAUAAAAAUGCUCGCCCCGAAAGGUGAGAUGCCUCAGGUGCGUCUUAAGAAUCCACUCGUACACACACAAAUAUACGUGUAUCCGGGUGAGACGGUCGAAUACGAGUUUGAGAUAUCGGGCCGAGAUAUAUUCGGUCGGAACGAAGAAUCUUGCGUAUGGAUCUUCAAUCAAGGGCUCGGUACAUUUCGCAUUGGGCGCAUUUUUCGCAUCACGGUAGGCGAUUCGACGGGCGACGCAAAAAAGCUAUGGGGCGGAAGCAAUUCGUACUGCAAGAGGCAGCUUGCCCUGCUUAACAUGAGACGUGCACCGGGCAGUGUAGUGUCCGGGCGUUGCUUUGGCAAUCGUUCAAACUUUAUCGCUAACCCACUACCCUCGUACAAUGUGCCGUCGGAGUUGUACGACAUCCUGCUAACGACGCCGAGUCGGUCCGAGGUGAAAAACGUCCUCGAACGACCUCCGUACUGUUUGAACGAACCGCUGUCUCCCUUGAACUAUAGUAGGCUGAUGAAAAAUUUCAUCUAUCUUGAGGAAAUAGCGUUGCAGAUCGAGUUCCGCAAGCAUGACAUCGAGCGGGCACAUUUUACCACCGAGGAUAGCUUUCUUGCGCUGGAAGUGACGAACAUUGCUGAAGCGCGACCCUCUAUUAUGGUGGGCGACACCGUAUGUGCCACUGCCCCAUGGACGAAGGAUACGACCAUCUAUCAGGGCAUCAUACACCGAGUGCUGCACAGCCGUGUGCUGCUCAAGUUUGACCAAACGUUUCACGCACGGUACAAUGGCGAAAGUUACGCGAUACAGUUUACCUUCGGGCGUUCCAUAUUCCGCAAGCAGCACCACGCCAUCAAGCGCAUCCAACGAACGUUUGGAUUUCAGUAUCUGUUUCCGGAGCGAUUGGAGCUACGGGAACCGCUGCUUAGUGUGCGCCUUAACGCGUCCACCAACGAUAUGAUACUGGACGAGAAAACAGUCGAAGGUAAAAUGGUAAAACGUGUAUUACCUUGGUAUAAUGUUGCACUUAAUCGCUACCAGAAGCAAGCCGUCGUGAACGUACUACGGGGUGAGGCACGUCCCAUGCCGCACAUCAUCUUCGGACCACCGGGAACGGGUAAAACGGUCACCGUUAUUGAACUGAUACAUCAGCUAGUAGCGAAUGUGCCGAGUUCUCGGGUGAUGGUUGUUACCCCGUCCAACAGUGCUGCCUACCUCAUUACGGAACGGUUGGCACGUGGUGGCAUACUACAGCCGGGCGAUUUUAUACGACUCGUUGCCAUGAGCCAGGUCGAGCGGGAAUCGAUACCGGAACAUCUCGCCCAAUACUGUGCCACCGUCGAUGUGGCGGACGAACGUAGCACGUUCGGCGAUGUGCUUGUAACGGAGUCGGGACUGCGCAUGAAAUUCCAGGCUAAACACAUUGGCCGGCACCGGAUAACGAUCAGCACUUGUCUGGGUGUCGGUUCGCUGAUGUUGAUGAACUUCAAUGCGAACCACUUCACGCAUGUCAUCAUCGAUGAGGCUGGACAGGCGAUGGAACCGAACACGUUGGUACCAAUUUGUCAGGUUAGUCGAUCGGUAGGGUCGGUCGUGCUGGUAGGUGAUCCGAAGCAGCUCGGCCAUUCCGUUCACUUCGCCGAGAGUGAGGAAUGGAACUUCAACAUGUCACUGCUGGAACGGUUGCUCAGCCGACGGUUGUACACCGUCGAUCGGCAGCGAUUUUCCGACGACGAUACGGCCGGUUACGAUCCACGGCUGGUGACGAUGUUGCGCAUUAACUAUCGUUCGAUCCCGUCCGUUCUAUCACUGUACAAUGAUUUAUUCUAUGGCAGUUCACUCAAACCAUACCAACCCGUCGUGACCGAAAAGGAGAUUGAACUGAUCGAUGCCGUUCGUGAUAUUUUGCAACUGCAACCAGCAGCAGACGAAAAAACUGCCCGUAAUGGGUUCUUUUUCUGUGGCAUCAACGGGACGAAUAAACAGUCGCCCGAAAGUCCGUCGUGGUUCAAUCCGGCCGAAGCUUGCAUGGUGCACAAGAUCGUAGAACGGUUGUACCGGGGUGGACGUUGCGUACCGGACGACAUCGGCAUCAUUACACCGUACUUGAUGCAAGUGCGUAGCAUCAGACGCAUAUUCGAUGCGGCAUCACUCGAAUCGCCUAAGAUUGGUUCGGUGGAAGAGUUCCAGGGGCAGGAGCGUAAAGUAAUCAUCCUGUCGGCGGUACGAUCGUCCUCGGCUUUUCUCGCACGCGAUGCUAGCACGAAGCUUGGAUUUCUAGCGGCACCGAAGCGCAUUAAUGUGGCCAUUUCACGAGCGAAGGUUGUGCUGAUUGUGGUGGGUAAUCCGCACCUGCUGGCGACGGAUAACAUUUGGGGAAGUUUGUUGCAGCGUGCGGUGGACGAUGGUACGUACUGUGGUUGUACGCUUCCGGCGGCCUUUUUGACGCGAUCGAUCGAUGCUGAGAAGGCGAAACUCCGGCAACAGAACAUCCGGGGAGAAGGGGAAGAGCAUACAGUUUUGCAGCGUCAGCACGACGAUGAUGAUGAGGAGUCUGAGCAGUAUUGA